UGCAGCAGGGAGAGGCGGGGAAGCAGCGCUCAUCCCCCGGGUACCGCAGCCGCCCAGACGGGAACAGGGAAACCCAUCCCCAGGGAAGAGGGCUCUGCAGAAGGCAGGGACCCAGCGGGUGCUGAAAGGAGCCUGCAGCCUCUGUGUCAUCCUCAUCCUCCUCCUCCAGCUGCCCCCUGAGGGACCAUGCCAGGCCUCUACUCCCUCCUGUCCUGGGAGGCUCUGCCCCUGAAGAGCUCCACGGUGAAGGCUUGUGCCAACGGGUACUCCCUGAGCAUCACUGCCCACCUCACGUACACCAACCCCCACAAGGAGCCCGUGGAAGGCAUCUUCAUCUACCCGCUGGAGGAGUCGGAGGUGGUGGCUGGCUUUGAGGCGGCAGUGGGCAGCCGGCGGGUGACGUUCCAGCUCCAGAACCGGCACCGGGUGCAGGACUGCUGCCUGCAGUGCAGCCCCAGCCCCGGGCGCCUGCGCCGCUGUGCCAGCGGCCACCUUGUCUUGGAUGAGGACGUGGAGCGCUCCACCUUCAUCAUCGUCACGGGCACACUGUGCCCAUCGGAGAGCCUGGCUGUCACCCUGAACACAGUGCAGGAGCUGCCCACGCUGCCAGACGGGGCCCUGCGCCUGCUCCUGCCCCCCGUGCUCACACCCCACGUCCCCGCCGACCCCGAGAGCGAGCCGGCAAGCUUGUGUGACGACAGGUUGGCCCUAUGCCCCACAAGCUGUUUUGGGGGGCCAGGUGCCCGGAGCCAGUCACCCACUGUGGUGCCUGUGGACAGCGUGGAUGUCUUUCGGGGACGGCCCUGCAACCCUUUUCCUUACGAGUUCUCCUUCGAGCUGCUGGUGAAGGGCCCCUGCUUGCUGGCAGGGCUGGAGAGCCCCUCACAUGCCCUGAGAGCUGACGCCGACCCCUGGGCCAAUUCUGCCACCACCACCUGUGUCACCCUAGCCGAGCCCCACCGCUAUGACAGGGACCUGGAGAUCAUCCUCUACCCUUGUGAGCCCCACAGCCCCCACCUGGUGAUUGAGGAUGGCACCAUGACGUACCCCGAGUACGAGGCGCACAUCCGGAACCGCCGGGAUUACGUGAGGAUUGCCAGGAAGGACAGCAGUGGCGAGAGACAGGUGGCUUUCGUACAGAAGCGUUUCCACAAAGACAUCUUCCCCAACCCCGUGCUGAUGCUGAACUUCUGCCCGGCUGUGGAGGGCGUCCCCGCGGACCUGCAGAGCGUCACCCGCGAGCUCCUCUUCCUCAUCGACCGCAGCGACUCCAUCAGCGGCCCUGACCUUGACAAGGUCAAGGAGGCUUUGCUGGUGGCCCUGAAGAGCCUCCCGUCAGGAACGCUGCUCAACCUCGCCAGCUUCGGCACCGACGUCAAGCCACUCUUCCCAUCCAGUCGCCUCUGCAGCAACGAGACGUUGCGGCGUGCCUGCGAGCACCUCGGCGGCCUGCGGGCAGACCCUGGUGGCACCAACCUGCUGGCAGCCCUGGGCUGGGCGCUGGCACAGCCCCUGCACCACGGCUACCCUCGCCAGCUGUUCCUCUUCACCGGAGCAGCAGCGGGCAACGCAAGCAGGAUCCUCCGGCUGGUGCGCAGGCAGGCCAGCACCGUCAGGUGCUUCAGCUUUGGCAUGGGCCCGCGGGCGUGCCGGCGGCUGCUGAAGGCCAUGGCCAAGGUGAGCCGGGGCCGUGCUGAGUUCCUGAGCCCGGCCGAGAGGCUGCAGCCCAAGCUGAUCAAGUCCCUGAAGAAGGCGAUCGAGCCGGCCAUCAGCGACAUCACCAUCGACUGGUACGUCCCCGACAGCAUGGAGGCCCUGCUCUCGCCCGCCGAGCUCCCGGCCCUCUACCCCGGUGACCGCCUCGUCAGCUACUGCGUCCUCUACAGCAUCGCCCACUUCGGGGACAGGCGCCCGCUGGGCCAGGAUGGGGCUCGCCAGAGCCUCCGGGGUUCAGCCUUCCUCUCCCAGCAGGAAGUGCUCAGUCCUGCAGAGAGCCAUCAGCCACGCCAGAGCAACCCAGGAACGGGGGAUGCCUCCCUGGAUGUUUUUUCUGGAAGUACAGAGGUGUCAGAGCGGAGUGGUGAUCCUGUUUCUGGGGGAGACAUCUGGAAGCGGAUUUACCAGCCCUCGUACAUCCAGGAGCAGUAUGUCCUGACACACUGCUCUGUCAGCACUGACCGCAGCCAGGGGCUGCUCUCCCGCAGCUCCACCAGCAGCGAGUCCACCGGUUCCCGGGAUGUGGCCCCCGAGGGUGGCUCCUCAGCCCCUGGUGCUGAUGUCACCUCCCAGCAGGGCCAGAAGAGCCUGUCCCUCUGCGAGUCCUCCACCAAAUCUGCCCCGCUGCCCUCUGCCCCAGCUGGCACCAAGGUGACGGUGGCCCUGAGCACAGAGGAGCUGGCGCGGCAGAAGAAGGUGCUGGCACGUGCUGCCCUGGCUGGGCGCAGCUUCUCCACGCCCCACGGGGAGCUGGAUGCCCAUCGGCUCUGCCAGGCCCUGGAAAAGGUGUCCCAGAAGAGGAACCAGUCCCUGGAGGGGCGGCUGGAUGAGCUGGGACCCCAGCCACGGCAAAUGCAGCCCGGUGCAGUGGAGUCAAAUAACCUCCUCUCACCCACCCACCUGGACUGGGACAUGCUGGUGGAGCCCUCCUACCUCUUCAGUGCCUCGCCAGCGCCCGAGCCAGGGCAGCCCAGCCUGGGUGAUGCCAGCGUGCCCCUGCGCUGCCAGGUGGUGAUCCACGCGCUGCGAGCCGGCAAGCCCGUGUCCUGGGAAGUGACAGCCUCGCUGGAGUCACUGCUGCAGCCCCGGGAGGGGCCGGGCAGGGAGGACCCGCCGCGGAGAGUGGCCAAGGCCUGGGACAAGCCCCUGCAUCGCCUGGCAGCGCGCUCCGUGGUGCGGGACAACGAGAGCGUGGCACAGCGGGAAGCCAAGCUGGAGCAGGGUUUUGCCCGCCGGUUCCGCCUGAAAGCCGUGCAAACCAGCAAAGCCUGCAACAUGCCUUCCCUCUACACCCGCCUGGUGCCCGUGGACGGUGCCACGCAGGCAGCCCUGCCUGCAGCCCCCGAGGUGUGGGGCAUAGCUGGCUCAGGCAGCCGGACACGAGCUGCGGCAGCAGGGAGCUGGCACCACCGGAGCUCCUCAGCGGGUCAGGGGCAGCAGCAGGGUGUGGAGGAGCAGCAUGAGGCCCCUGGCACUGCAGAGCGAGACGGGAUUGCCAGGUCUCCAGGCAGCAUCUCCUCCCCUACCUUUGGCUGGGAAAGGCAGAACUACUCAAACGGGCCUCCAUCCAGCCCCUCCACCACCUCCAUGGGCUCCCAGAAAUCCACAGAGAGCAUCACAGGCUCCAGGUUUAGCCUGAGCAGGCGCAGGGGCCCCAGCCUGGUGCUGCGCCCGCAGUGCCUCAGCCCAGACAGCGAGCGCUCCAGCAACCACGCCAGCCACGACUACCUCCCGCUGGUGCAGCUGCAGCAAGCCCGGGGGCCGUUCCAGCUCACCGAGAGCUUCUCUGAAGUGGUGCAGAUCCCCCUGGACCGCCUGCGCCGCGCCUCCCCCUACGCCUCCCACCGUGCCAGCCUCAGCCCCGUGUCCCCAGGGGCCAGGAGCAUGCCUGAGGCAGGGCCCGGGGCUGAGGAGGGCGAGGAGCCCAUCACGGCCCCGCAGCCCAGCUCGCCCCCGUCCCGCAGCACGUGCUCCGAGGUGCCCAGCGCAGCCGCGUGGGCGCAGCCGGACAGCGGGCACGGCUCCGAGUCCGACACCGGGCCCCACUCGGCUGCCCCCUCUGAGGCCGGAGUCAGCUGUCAGGACGUGGGGCCAGAGGAUCUGGAGAGCGCCAGCUGGGCCACGGCGGUGGCCUUGGCGUGGCUGGAGCAUCGCUGCGCGGGGUUCUUUGAGGAGUGGGAGCUGGUGGCAGCCAAGGCGGACGCGUGGCUGCAGGCACAGCGCCUGCCCGAGGGGGUGGACGUGGGCUGCCUCAAAGGGGCAGCCAGGCACUUGUUCCUGCUGCUGCGUCACUGGGACGAGAACAUCAAGCUGAACAUGCUGUGCUACAACCCCAACAACGUCUGACGGCCGCCCAAGGGGCCAAUAAAGACACCUGGCUCCAAGCCACC
Molecule: messenger RNA, 4106 nt
Organism: Passer montanus (Eurasian tree sparrow)
Lineage: Eukaryota; Metazoa; Chordata; Aves; Passeriformes; Passeridae
Gene: VWA5B2
Product: von Willebrand factor A domain containing 5B2
Exons: 22
Coding region: 187-4062 (1291 amino acids)
Source: RefSeq, a predicted model, not a curated record